UUGGCGGACCACCCUCUUUGGUAUGCAGGAGGACCGACGUCACUGUUUGUGCUAUUCUGGGGAAGAUGGCGGAAGCUGCGGCGGUUCCCCCGCAUCGGUUCUUCUGUCAUUGUUGUAAGGGAGAAGUAAGCCCCAAGCUCCCGGAGUACAUCUGUCCCAGGUGUGAGUCUGGCUUUAUAGAGGAGGUAACAGAAGAUUCCAGUCUGCUAGAGGGGGUCAGGGGUGGGGGGAUGCAAAUGUCUACUCCCUUCCACUGUCCCUCUCUCUCCCUUCCACUGUCCCUCUCUCUCCCUUCCACUGUCCCUCUCUCUCCCUUCCACUGUCUCUCUCUCUCCCUUCCACUGUCUCUCUCUCUCCCUUCCACUGUCCCUCUCUCUCCCUUCCACUGUCCCCCUCUCUACCUCUCUCUCUACCUCUCUCUCCCUUCCACUGUCCCUCUCUCUCCCUUCCACUGUCCCUCUCUCCAUUCCCCCUCCUCCCACCCUCCCUGUUUUCACCCUCGCCCCUCAUUUCUCUCUCAGCAGCUGUGGCACCUGUUGUUUGUAGAGAGGCCUUUCACAGUGGAUGGUGACAGUCCAGACUCAGAGCCCCGGGUCCCUGGUGGAGGGGUUGGGGUAGGAUCGGGGGGGUUAGGUCUGGGGGGGCUGGGAGGGCUAGGAGGCCUGGGAGGAGGUCCUAUCGGAGGGUCAGUCCCUGCUGGGCUAGGAGGACCCCUGGGGGGUCCUCUGGGAGGGGGGGAACACUGGGGGCCCGGUCGCCCCCCUCGCCUGCACAGUCAGCGGAGGUACCGCUCCAGAGGGAGCAGCAGACCUGACCGCUCACCUGCCGUAGAGGGGAUAGUACAACAGUUUCUGGCUGGUCUAUUUGCCAACUCUGGAGUUCCUGGCUCACCUCCCCUCUCUUGGACGGGGAUGCUCCACUCUAACCCAGGGGACUAUGCUUGGGGACAGGGGGGACUGGACGCAGUCAUCACACAGUUGUUAGGUCAGUUUGAGAACACGGGUCCUCCUCCUGCAGAGAAAGAGAAGAUCUCCUCCAUACCUACAGUCAACGUGUCUCAGGAUCAAGCAGACUGCAGUAUGGAGUGUCCGGUGUGCAAGGAGGACUUUGCAGUGGGAGAGCCCGUCAGACAGCUACCCUGCAACCACUUCUUCCACUCAGACUGUAUAGUACCCUGGCUGGAAAUGCAUGAUACGUGUCCUGUGUGUAGGAAGGGGUUGAAUGGAGAAGACAGCAACACCCAGAACCCCCCAGAAUCCCCCUCUCUAAAUACGGACCCCCGCACACAGGAGAGAUGGUCCUUCUGAAAUACACCUCCCCCUCAUCCCUCCAUCCCCUUACCUCUCCUCUGACCUCCUUUUAAUCUCUCAUCCGUCCUUCAUUCCACUUUUUUGACCCUCAAACCCCCCCUUCUCUAUGAACUACUGCACACGGGAGAUAAGGACUUUCUGAAGGAUAGACCUCCUCCAUCUCUGCCUCAUUCCUUCAUCUCACUCCUCCUCUCUGAAUCAUCUCUUCAUCUACAGUGAUAAGAUGGUCAUCUUAGUAUGACUGUUCCUGUCUCAAUUCCCCUGGAACCAUGUUCACACAGAGUACACACACAUAUAUCAUGAUUCAGUAGAACCACACACACGUCAUGAUCCAUUAGCUGUCCUCUGCCUCAUCAUGACCAAGCACUUGCCUUUACCUCGCUUCAAACAUCUCGCCUUUUCUACUGUUUUCUCCAUAUUCCUCUUUUUCCAUCCUUCUGAAAAGCACUGCUGUAAAACAAUGUCUCUCCCUACCUGUCUACUCCUGGGAUGCAUCUCAAUAGUCUAGUGGCUUCCUCUCCUCCUCAUCUGCACUGAACAUGGUGGAUGCUCACCAGGAAUUUGGUUUUGCCUUUCUAGCUCUGUCACAUCAGUGCAGAAAGGAGACAUCAUUUUGACUAUUGAGACGGGGCCCACAACAAUCUUCUGUCAUUCUGGUGUAUAUAUUACAAACAGAUUGCAUCGCUCUGUCAUUCUGGUGUAUAUAUUACAAACAGAUUGCAUCGCUCUGUCAUUCUGGUGUAUAUAUUACAAACAGAUUGCAUCGCUCUGUCAUUCUGGUGUAUAUAUUACAAACAGAUUGCAUCGCUCUGUCAUUCUGGUGUAUAUAUUACAAACAGAUUGCAUCGCUCUGUCAUUCUGGUGUAUAUAUUACAAACAGAUUGCAUCGCUCUGUCAUUCUGGUGUAUAUAUUACAAACAGAUUGCAUCUG
Messenger RNA from Oncorhynchus keta (chum salmon), 2241 nucleotides. RefSeq names its product E3 ubiquitin-protein ligase RNF115-like. The record is from RefSeq and is a predicted model, not a curated record. Gene Ontology annotation, molecular function: ubiquitin protein ligase activity. Gene Ontology annotation, cellular component: cytoplasm; nucleoplasm. The transcript is spliced from 10 exons. NCBI's taxonomy places the organism in Eukaryota, Metazoa, Chordata, Actinopteri, Salmoniformes, Salmonidae. Gene Ontology annotation, biological process: protein ubiquitination; positive regulation of DNA-templated transcription; ubiquitin-dependent protein catabolic process. The coding region runs from base 66 to 1307 and encodes 413 amino acids.